Messenger RNA from Colossoma macropomum (tambaqui), 1008 nucleotides. It is a transcript of the gene thy1, whose product is annotated as Thy-1 cell surface antigen. The transcript is spliced from 4 exons. NCBI's taxonomy places the organism in Eukaryota, Metazoa, Chordata, Actinopteri, Characiformes, Serrasalmidae. The coding region runs from base 139 to 588 and encodes 149 amino acids. The record is from RefSeq and is a predicted model, not a curated record.
UGUAGCACAACCCCUCCAUCUCUCCUCCCUUUCAGGAGUGAAAACAGAGGACCGGAGCACUCGAGCGCAGCGGACGUCCAGCUUCAACAUCCGACGGGAACAAAGUCAUAAGGCUUGACCGUGUGUUCCAAAACCAUAAUGAUCUCAUACACUAUCAUUGUUUCAUUCUGUCUGCUGGGCAUGGUCAGCGCUCAGACUGGGAUGACUCUAGAGUCAUGUCUGACCAAGGAAAACAACUUAGUGAUAUUGGGCAAAACAGAGAUCAGUUCAAACACUAAAUGCACGUAUUACUCAGAGGGCAAGGUGGUGGCCAGUUCUGAUACAAGAAUAGAGCAGGACCCCACUUACAAGAAUCGGGCCAGUGCAGAGAUAACUGGAAAGGGCUGCAAGCUGACACUGAAUGGCUUUUCAAGUGACAAGUCCCAGACAUUUAACUGUACUAUCGUGGGAACUCCAUCUGUGUCACAAACUGUGACUGUGGACAAGAAAAAUGCGCUCAUUUGCUCAGCGUGUGGUAUCUUUCAGCACGUCGGCGUGACCCUGCUGUUGGCCCUCCUUGCCAGCCAUCUGAUACCCAAGCUUCUGUGAGCCAAAGUAACGCUCAGAGAAAAACUCAAGCCCUGCAUGUUUGCCGGCCGCUCUACUGUGGCACUGUAGCCAACAAUUCAGCACUGCACUGAAAGAAAUGCUCCUUUACUGCUGCCAACCACUAAGUGCUUUGUGAUUUCAAAUCACGAGAAUAAUUUAUGUGGUUUUACGUUUUUUUUUUUUUGUUUGUUUGUUUUUUUCACUGCAGCUUUUGACUUCAGAAACCAGUAUUGAUAUAAGAGGUGAUGGGCUUUUUCUACAGUAAUGCUUUGUAUUAACAUUACUCAUUCACACUGGGUUCGGUGAUUAUGACAUUAUUAACUGUUGUGUAUUGAUAGAUCACGCUAACCUUAAUGUGUGCUUGUUUAAACUUUGUUUGUGCUCUCGGUGGUGUGUUAUAAAAUUACAAAAUGUCCAGUU